Molecule: messenger RNA, 7247 nt
Organism: Acipenser ruthenus (sterlet)
Lineage: Eukaryota; Metazoa; Chordata; Actinopteri; Acipenseriformes; Acipenseridae
Product: RNA binding protein fox-1 homolog 2-like
Exons: 14
Coding region: 1376-2857 (493 amino acids)
Biological process (GO): nervous system development; regulation of alternative mRNA splicing, via spliceosome
Cellular component (GO): cytoplasm; nucleus
Molecular function (GO): mRNA binding
Source: RefSeq, a predicted model, not a curated record
UCCCUGAUUCUUGCGUAACAACAGAGCGGAGCCCGCAUUGAAGAAUCCUUCGUCAGAUCCGGGCUAAUUUCUUUCUUUUUCAUUCCCCUCGGCUUUUCCACUUGCCGGAGAUUCCCGAAGUCUAGCCGAAUCCUCGUCAUCAGCCUCGGCGAGGAAUCGAGAGAGAGAGAGAGAGAGAGAGAGAGAGAAAGAAAGAUAAACGAGGGUGGUUCGGGAUUAAAAAGCAGCGCCGUGAAAUUAAGGAACGUUAUUUACAUUUUAGUGCUCAAAAAAAGACUAUAUGAGUCGAAGGUCGAGCGGAGUAUAAGAGACGCUUUCUUUGGACAAUCUCCUACAUGCUCCAAUCAGACCGCUAAUAAUAAUAAUAAUAAUAAUAAUAAUAUUACUGCAGCAAAAAAUCGGAUUAUAGCGUUGAAUACAAAACAGGAUAGAAAAAAAGGGUGUAUAUCGCCGGUUAAAUAAAUAAUUAGCCAUCCACCGGCCAACGGUUUACAGCAAGCGGUGAAAUAUAUAUAAAUAGAUAUAUUUUUCCCCCCACGAAGAAAGAGAGGGGGAGAGAGAGAGAGAGAGAAGGAACGAGAACGAACGACUGCCUUUGUUUUUUUUCUGUCGGAGGUGAUUUAAUUAAAACCAGGAGUCGAUGUGAAUCCAGCCACAAGAAGACAAGACGGGAAAAUCGAUUUUCUUUUUUUUAAAAGGACAUGUUUAAAUAAACAAGCGACGCCGCUGUGGACUCUCUUUAUAUAGAUAUAUAAAAUAAAACCACAGGACCGGUUUCAUCAUUCGUGUCGCGCAGGCUGGACAUUGAUCUUCGCACAUUGAAAUCAUCACCAUAUUUAUAACCCGAUAUAUUUUGUUAUAAUCUAUCCAUUGGCUAUUCCAUUGUUUCCCCACACCUCCAUUACUUCUGCUGCAGGAUUGCAAAUUCCACGCGUGUUUUUUUUAGUUUUCCUGCGUUUCUUUUGAACGGAAUUGUGUGUAGUUCACACCCGCUGGUAGUAUAGCAUUGAAUUCAGAUAUAUUUUAUAUUUAUUUGUGUUUUUUUUUCCCCGCCCGCUGGUUUUUGUUUGUGGUUGUUUUUCAGAAACACGCUGUCUUUUGUUUCAUAAUAAUAUUAUUAUUAUUAUUAUUAUUAUUAUUAUUAAUAACAGCGCCGCUAACAAUAAUAUUCUGCACAUUAUAUCCCAUAAGCAUUGAGAACAGUAACCUUAUCCCAGCCUUUUUAUUUUAAUAAAUACACAUCGAUUUAUUAAUUAAUUUAUUUAUUUAUUUAGACUGUGGGGUGUGUACCUUUCUCGCUUGCAAACAUACAUACGUACAUAUAUAUAUAUAUAUAUAUAUAUAUAUAUUUUUAAAAAAUAUUAUUAUUAUUAUUAUGUCGGCCGAGGUCGUUUCCAACAUUAUGAUGCCGGGAGCUCGGGUAAUGUUAGACCGGGAAAGGGACGUUGAUAACCCGGCCCAAGCUUUAUCAUCGUCGCCCGGGAGCGGUUUGAGCUCCACCCGGGGAAUCAAGCGAGGAGAUCCGGACUCCGAGGCGUCUUUGGCGGCCAGUGCGAUGAACGCGGCCGCGGCGGAGUGCAAGAGGCCUCGCAUGGACGGAGGACUGGCUGCCGGAGAGAUUUCACUGAGUGACCCUUUGACCUCCGGUUACCACGGAUACCAGCCCAUGCACAGCCAGGGCACUCAGGAUCCUGCAGUUGGGACGGACGGUUUGCUGCCCCCUCCUUUCGCUGCCUUCCCUCCCCCACCCCCCCCUCAGAACGGGCUGGGGUCAGAGUUCAUCGUGCCAGAGUUCCCUGGGCAGGAUCUGCCCCUCAGUAUGUACGGGGCUGCUCCGGGGCAAGCGCAGGGGGAGAGCGGGGCAAAUAACAGCCAGGGGGGCAACAACACCAACAACACAGGGGGCAGUGUGAACAACAGCAACGCAGGCACCAGCGCACAGACAGACGGUUCAGCCCAGACAGACGGACAGACAGAUGGACAGACUCUGUCCCCCGACAGUGUGGACCCCAAAGCCACCCCCAAGAGGCUGCACGUCUCCAACAUCCCCUUCCGAUUCAGGGACCCCGAUCUCAGGCAGAUGUUUGGGCAAUUUGGGAAGAUCUUGGAUGUAGAAAUCAUCUUUAAUGAGAGAGGCUCCAAGGGGUUUGGUUUUGUCACAUUCGAGGCUGGUGAAGAUGCUGAGAAGGCGAGGGAGGCUCUGCACGGCUCUCUGGUCGAGGGGAGGAAGAUCGAGGUAAAUAACGCGACGGCUCGAGUCAUGACCAACAAGAAAGUGGUCAGCCCUUACGCUAAUGAAAUAGGUUUCUGGCUGCAGAAUACUAAGGACAGCUCUGCCUUGAAUAUUGUCCCAGGAUCAACAGCCAGCCCUCAGGAAAACCACUGGGGUUGGAAGUUGAGUCCAGUCAUGGGUGCUGUCUAUGGCCCAGAGCUCUACGCAGCUCGGAGCGAACUGGGACUGUUCCCUGGCUUCCCGUAUCCCACCGCUGCCACCACUGCGGCCGCUGCAGCGUUCAGGGGGGCUCACCUGAGAGGACGUGGGAGGACUGUGUACAGCACAGUGAGGGCAGCCGUGCCCCCGACUGCGAUACCAGCGUACCCAGGUGUGGUGUAUCAGGAUGGGUUUUACGGAGCUGACCUGUAUGGGGGCUACGCUGCGUACCGAUACGCUCAGCCCACCGCCGCGGUAACCGGGGCAACCGCUGCAGCCGCCGCCGCCGCGUAUAGUGAUAGUUACGGCCGGGUGUUCACCACAGACCCCUACCACGCCCUCGCACCGGCAGCCGCUGCAGCGUACGGAGUGGGAGCCAUGGCGAGUUUGUACCGGGGUGGGUACAGCCGGUUCGCCCCGUACUGAUUUGAACCCACGGUGGAGGAGCACAGCGCCCCCUGUCUGCAACAUUAACCUGAGCAGAAAUGGAGGAACUCCACGAAAUCAACAAACCAACCAACCAGCUCAACACAGGGAUGGAAACAAGACUCCCAUCGCUCUCCAGCAACGAAAACACAAGGACUUCAACCGAUAACAAGACUCCCAUCGCUCUCCAGCAACGAAAACACAAGGACUUCAACCGAUAACAAGACUCCCAUCGCUCUCCAGAAAUGAAAACACAAGGACUUCAACCGAUAACAAGACUCCCAUCGCUCUCCAGAAACGAAAACACAAGGACUUCAACCGAUAACAAGACUCCCAUCGCUCUCCAGAAACGAAAACACAAGGACUUCAACCGAUAACAAGACUCCCAUCGCUCUCCAGAAACGAAAACACAAGGACAUCAACCGAUAACAAGACUCCCAUCGCUCUCCUGAAACGAAAACACAAGGACAUCAACCGAUAACAAGACUCCCAUCGCUCUCCAGAAACGAAAACACAAGGACUUCAACCGAUAACAAGACUCCCAUCGCUCUCCAGAAACGAAAACACAAGGACUUCAACCGAUAACAAGACUCCCAUCGCUCUCCAGAAACGAAAACACAAGGACAUCAACCGAUAACAAGACUCCCAUGGCACAGCAGUUUGAGAGCCAGUCCAGGUUUUACAUUUGUUCAGACUGAGAGCUUCAUUAUUAACCCUAAUAAGACUCCCAUCGCACAGCAGUUUGAGAGCCAGUCCAGGUUUUACAUUUGUUCAGACUGAGAGCUUCAUUAUUAACCCUAAUAAGACUCCCAUGGCACAGCAGUUUGAGAGCCAGUCCAGGUUUUACAUUUGUUCAGACUGAGAGCUUCAUUAUUAACCCUAAUAAGACUCCCAUCGCAUAGCAGUUUGAGAGCCAGUCCAGGUUUUACAUUUGUUCAGACUGAGAGCUUCAUUAUUAACCCUAAUAAGACUCCCAUCGCAUAGCAGUUUAUUAUGAAGCUCACAGAAUGGAUGUAAAAUCUGGACUGGCUGUCAAACUGCUGUUUGUUUCCAUCCCUGUAAAAAAAAGAGAGAGAGCGAUCAUCAAACUCUAGAGAGAGGAGGGAAAGAAAAACAGAGUCUUUUAUACCUCAAUUACUUUCUCCUUAAAUGAAAAAAGAAAAAAAAAAUGUGUUUCCUUCUUCAUUACCCUUAUACAUAUUCCCAUUAUUAUUAUUAUUGUUUAUGAUUACUAUGAUUAUUACAGUAUAUAUAUUUCUGAGUUCCAAAGAGUUUUUUUUGUUUUUUGUUACUGUGGUAUAUUGCAAAGCAUUUUCUUGUGUGUUAUAAAUUUGAGGGGGAGGAGCUAUAGGGCUGGAGGCGGGGUUUAGAGAAGCUGUCAUAGAAUGCUGGGGCUGGACUGAGCCAUUCCUCAAGGCUGUAAGGGGGGAGGGAGGGUUGGAUUAUACCAUUAUAUGAGCUAUAGGCAAGGAACCGGUGGAAUUCGCAUUCUUAUAACACUAAAUAUUUUGUUUUGAUGUGCAAGACUUUAUUAUUAUUAUUAUAAUUUUUUUGUAACCUUCGUCCUGGCAUAAGUUUGCUGCAAAUGUGCUUUUUGUUUCUACCCUGCCCCCAUCCAAAAAUUAUGAAUUUCAAAUAGUUUUAGUUUCGAGUGAAUUUUGGAUAUUUUUUUUUUUUGUACUCAGUUUAGUUUCAAUCACGCUGAUGAAGGCACUAGAGCCCCAAACUAGAGCUGGUCUGCUGGACUCAGUUUAGUUUCAGUCACGCUGAUGAAGGCACUAGAGCCCCAAACUAGAGCUGGUCCGCUGGACUCAGUUUAGUUUCAAUCACGCUGAUGAAGGCACUAGAGCCCCAAACUAGAGCUGGUCUGCUGGACUCAGUUUAGUUUCAAUCACGCUGAUGAAGGCACUAGAACCCCAAACUAGAGCUGGUCUGCUGGACUCAGUUUAGUUUCAGUCACGCUGAUGAAGGCACUAGAGCCCCAAACUAGAGCUGGUCUGCUGGACUCAAUCACAGUGAUGUUCCCUCAGCUUUACCAUCAGUGCAUUUUUUUUUUCGUUUUAAAUAUCAAUGCAUUGAAUUCUUGAACUGCAAUCAAGAUUUUCAGCAUUGGCCCGACCGCCUCCCACCCUCUUUUUCAACCUCGCACAAUAAUGAACAUUUCAAAGAUGUUAGUUUCCCUUGUACAGUAUGCAGCAGGCUCUCCAAUUAUACUGUGAGAUUCAUGAUGUUGUUUGAAAUCAGGUUUUGAAAAAAAAACUAUUUUUUAAAUGCAAAAGACUUGCUUAUUUGUUCUCCUUUGUGAAAAAUCAUGUGGUUUUUUCCCUGUUCGCAGUCUAGUCAAAGUGUGUAUUUAUUGUAAUAUACUCUAUAUGGGGUGAGAGUGAAAUUGAGAAGUCGGGUGCAGUUCAUACCCCCAGCCAGCAGGUGUCCCCGUGACAAGGCUUUGACAUGUCAAUAGAAGCCAGCUCGGCCAAUGGGAGGCCGCGGGACGUGGUGGGGGGAGUGAAAAGGAAGUAGGACAGGAAGUCGAUUCUUUAAUCGCCCUUUGAACUUCCUGUAGAAAUAAAAUGGAGAAUAAUGUCUUUUUUUUUUAAAGCAAUGCACAGACUUUCGCGUUUUGUUUUUUACGUUAGUUUCUUCAGUGCUCGCCGAAGGCAUCGUAUAUUUUUGUUUCAAAUUUCUUCUUUUUAUGACUUCAUUUUUUUUUUCAAUGUAUAUAAAUAUUUUAGUUUUAGAAAUGUUACAGCGAGGAAACAUUCGCAAACCAAAAUUAAAUAAACAUUGUGUAAAUAAAAUCAAACGAAAAAAUUUCAAUCUUGACUGACAGAAACAGACGGACAGAAUCCUGGUGUUAUAAUAAUAAUUGAAAAAAGUCCCCCUUUUCAGUUUGCCGUUCUGCACCGCUACUGUAGAGCGGAGAUGGACAAGGUGCUGUCUGUCCUGUUCUGAAUCGUUUAAUCAAACCAAUAAAAUAAACCUCCGUCCAUCCAGACCCUGAAGUCGUUCAUGAUCUUCCCUGUUAAACCCGGAGUAGAAUAUCCCUCCAGGACUCUGAUUGAUUUGAUUUAGACACCUCCCUGCUGUAGAGUUUACUCUCAAAGCUGCUCUUGGUGUCUCAACGCCCUGUAAUGCCCCUAACCUCCACCAGGAGGAGACUAGCACACAUUACCUCUGUCUUCUUUAAACUCCUGCAAUUCUGAAGCAGUUGAGUUCUAACACUAAGCACUAAGGGAGGCUGCAUUACAAUCACUGCCUGGGCUGAUGUGUUAUAAAGCUGAGGGAACUUGGUUUCAGGAGAGGGGGUUUCAAGUCACGGCACGGCACCCCGGAUGAAAUUUCGGGGUUCGAUACAGCAAUCUCAAACUAGGUCUCCUGGAACCAGGUUUCAAGCCGCAUGUUCCUGAAAAAGUGGCGUUGUUUUUCCCUCUGUAUUUAGACACUAAAGUUACAAUGCAAUAUCAUGCAGUCCACUAGAACGCAUCGCUUCCCUUUUUAUAGGUGCAGAGCGCUGGCUGGUAAAUCCUUCUGCAGCGUGUCUGUGGAUCUGCGGUCUGUAACAAUGACAGCAUGUUAAAGCUGGACACUAGAAUGCGUUGCCUCUUGGUGCCACUGCCUGUUUUUACACACUAGGGGGCGGAGUUUAGAACUUAUUUUAAUUGCCUUUUUAAAAUAAAUAAAUAAGGCAAGCCCCUCCCACUGUGUCUGCGUCACAUUGUGUGUAUUUAAAUGACACUACGUUGUGUACAUAGAUACAAGUCAACUUGAUUUGAUCCGAGUCAGUCGAUGCUUUUGAGACAGUGUCUGGUACAACUGUACAAACUACAGCCAUACAGCAGACUGACUACAUGUACAUAGACACAUUUUUUGCUUCGUUUUGUUUAUUUUAAUUUUGUGUUGUAAUUUUCUGACGUUCUCUAAAGGUGCUGCUCUUGAUGUAACCGCUAGGUGGCAGCGUUCUGUACCGUGGCCUGCUCUGAUUGUAUACACUAGGGGGCGGUGUGGAGUUUAGCAGAGUUAAGACCUGACUCUCUUAAGACUAGAGAAGGUGGUGUGUUGUUUAGCUCUACUUGCAAUGGCUGUUGUGUACACUAGAGGCAGUGUGGAGUUUAGACCGGACUGUUUCGGUAGCAGUGUUUUUGUACCGCUCUACUUGCAAUAACUGUUGUGUACACUAGGGGGCAGAGUCCUCUAGCAGUCUGUCUGUCUUGUUUUGAAACACCAGGAUUUGGUGUGGUGGGGGUUUCCCUAAUUUAUUAUUCCAAUUAUAUAUAUGUGUGUUUUUUUUGUGUGAAUGUUUCCUUGCUGCGUUGUAGCUGAUACGGUAUAGAAAUCACAUAACCAUGCAGUAUUCGAUGGGGUUUCCUCUCUCCCUCCCGGAAAAAUAAAA